Prinia subflava (tawny-flanked prinia) is the source of this 1567-nucleotide messenger RNA. RefSeq names its product amyloid P component, serum (gene APCS). Lineage: Eukaryota; Metazoa; Chordata; Aves; Passeriformes; Cisticolidae. The record is from RefSeq and is a predicted model, not a curated record. Gene Ontology annotation, biological process: innate immune response. The transcript is spliced from 2 exons. Gene Ontology annotation, molecular function: complement component C1q complex binding. Bases 872 to 1555 code for a protein of 227 amino acids.
GGCUGUGUGACACGGGGUGUGACACGGGCUGUGUGACAAGGGCUGUGUGACAUGGGCUGUGUGACAUGGGCUGUGUGACACGGGCACGGCACUGGGGGGACAGCGGGGCUGCUCUGCCCGGGCCAUGCAGGACCUGGGGGCUCAUCCCCCCCAAACUGCGGGACUGAGGGUGGGGAAUGAGCCCAAACCGCCCCCAGAACCGGGGAUCCAUCAACCCCUGCAGGGACUCCACACCCCCAGCCCAUUCCAGCCCCUCAGCAUCAUUUGGGGCAGGUAAAACCUUCCCCUUGCCCACCUGCCUGUCCCCUUGGACCCCCAGGCCACGGCCAGCCCAGGACAUUCGGUCACCUGGUGUCCAUGGGUCAUCUCUGUCCCCUCCACACAGGGAGGGCAGAGCCUGGGAUGUGGGUCAGGGCAGGGGGACAGGGCCACCUUUCCCUGCACCCCUCAGGUGACCCCAAAUCAGACCAGGUUUCUCCCACGGGGGUUUGCACAGAGGAGGGACAGCGGGGAAGGAGUGUCCGGGUGGACAUCACCCAUGGCUGGGGUGUCCCUGUCACCUCGGGGUGGGGGGGACACGCCCAGGGCCCAGCUCCAAGGGGAGCCCCGUGCAGGCGGGUGACCCCAGGUCUUGUGGCACAGCCUCGUGAUGCCAUGAAAUCACCCACCCUGGGCAUGAAAUCACCACCCUGGGCAUGAAAUCACCACCCUGGGCAUGAAAUCACCACCCUGGGCAUGAAAUCGCCCCUCCCGGGCACGCCAGGCUGCUGGGGAUGGGAUCGGGGGGACACAUCCCCCCGGCAGUCCCCUCCCACCCUCGGGCACAUAAACCCGGCAGCAGCGCUGCUCCCGCCCGCCUCCAGCACCGACCAUGGGCCACCCGCAGCUCUGGCUGCCCCUCCUGGCCGGGCUCGUGGGGAUCCUGGCCCAGGAAGACCUGUACAGAAAGGUGUUCGUGUUCCGGAAGGAUCCCAGCGACGCCUACGUGGUGCUGCGGGCGCGGCUGGAGCAGCCCCUGCACAACUUCACCGUGUGCCUGCGCUCCUACACCGACCUCAGCCGGCCCCACAGCCUCUUCUCCUACGCCACCAAAGCCCAGGACAACGAGAUCCUGCUCUUCAAGCCCAGACCUGAGGAGUAUCGCUUCUACGUGGGCGGCAAAUUCGUCACCUUCCGCGUCCCCGAGGGCCGCGGGGACUGGGAGCACGUGUGCGCCAGCUGGGAAUCCGCCACCGGCAUCGCCGAGUUCUGGCUCAACGGGAAACCCUGGCCGAGGAAGGGGCUGCAGAGGGGACACGCGGUGGGGGCCACGGCCGCCAUCCUGCUGGGGCAGGACCAGGACAGCUUCGGUGGCGGUUUUGACCCCUACAACUCCUUCUCGGGGGAGCUGACCGAUGUCCACCUGUGGGACGUGGCACUGUCACCGGACAAGAUGCGCGCGGCCUUCCUGUCCCUGCGCCUGCCGCCCGCGCUGCUGGCCUGGAAGAGCCUCAGCUACGAGGUGAAGGGAGACGUGGUGGUGAAACCCCGGCUCCGGGAGGUGCUGGGGAGCUGAGGGCAGCGGGGU